AUGGAUCCUCAAGAACUUGCUAGCAUCAACAAGGUUGCCAAGUAUAUCAAGAACCACCCGAAAGCCAAGGUUGUAUUCCUGGUAGGCGCUGGAAUCUCCACUUCUUGCGGGAUUCCCGACUUUCGUUCGCCCAACACAGGGCUCUACCACAACUUAUCCAAGUUCAAGUUACCAUAUGCUGAGGCAGUAUUUGCGAUCGACUAUUUUCAGCGGGAUCCCAAACCCUUCUACACUCUGGCCCGCGAGAUGUACCCAGGGAAAUAUAUUCCAUCUCGCUUUCACUACCUCAUGAAACUAUUCGAGUCCAAAGGAUACCUGAAGGCUGUAUACACUCAGAACAUAGACACUUUGGAGCGCGAAGCAGGUAUUGCAGCGGACUAUAUCAUUGAAGCGCAUGGCUCUUUUGCAACUAACCACUGUAUCGAUUGUGACAAAACGUUUCCGACAGAGACUUUCAAGGCCAUGCUGGAAAGCGGCGAGUAUGCGCGUUGUGAGGACUGUGAAGGCUUGAUUAAGCCCAGGAUUGUAUUCUUCGGUGAAGAUCUUCCGUCCGUGUUUUAUACUUCUUGGGAUAAGUUACUGAGCGAAAUGCAAGCUGGAAAGGAAGACUAUCUGGUUAUAGUAGCCGGUACAUCACUCGUUGUAUAUCCUUUCGCAUCGCUCCCUUCAGAAACACCGCGGAAGGUCCAUCGUGUGCUGAUGAAUAUGGAAGUGGUGGGCGAUUUUAAAACCCCGAGGAAAACGGAUAUCAUUAUUCAUGGCGAAACAGAUCAUAUUGCGGAAGAACUGGCGCGAGCACUGGGCUGGUAUGAUGAACUAGUAGAUAUUUCAUCUGGACGCUCCUCCUCGGAAACAACUGUUGUUGAGAAGGAUACUGAGAAUCAGACAGAUAUUAAGAGCGCUAGUGCAAGUGUCAUAAAAUACAAGGAGGUAUCUUCGGUUAGCAAAGAGGAAAGUUCCAUAGAUAAGAUUGCCGAGAAGAUCCUUAAGUUGGAUCUCAGCAGGGAGAAUUCUGAUGAUUGA
This is a messenger RNA of Eremothecium gossypii ATCC 10895, 1023 nucleotides long. It is a transcript of the gene HST2, whose product is annotated as histone deacetylase HST2. Gene Ontology annotation, molecular function: NAD+ binding; histone deacetylase activity, NAD-dependent. The record is from RefSeq and is marked provisional. The coding region runs from base 1 to 1023 and encodes 340 amino acids. Lineage: Eukaryota; Fungi; Ascomycota; Saccharomycetes; Saccharomycetales; Saccharomycetaceae. The transcript has a single exon.